This is a messenger RNA of Aureobasidium pullulans EXF-150, 2136 nucleotides long. RefSeq lists its product as uncharacterized. Lineage: Eukaryota; Fungi; Ascomycota; Dothideomycetes; Dothideales; Saccotheciaceae. Bases 98 to 1864 code for a protein of 588 amino acids. The transcript has a single exon. The record is from RefSeq and is a predicted model, not a curated record.
UUUCGAACAUCGCAGACAUGGACAAGAUGUACACAAUCGCGUAGCCACUGAGAACAACUAAAUCCAAGUCGCCUUUCCGCGCACAACACUUCCAAAAAUGAACCCAAUGCAUGAGAUUCGAAUGUCGGCCUCGCCCGGAAGAUCACCGCAGGUCACACAUCAGCAUGAGAUAGGAAGUCCAGUACGAAGUCUGCAUCCAGAGUUUUUGGUGGAAUCGAUCAACAGCCAGGCAGACUUUGGUAAUCGAACAUUUCUAGACGACAAAUCACCAGAUGAGGAAACACACAUGCCGGAUAUACCAGAACCACAUCCAUUGCCUGAUGGCCGUCAUUCGCGUAUCGAGAGGCCAAUAUCCAAACAAAGGCGAUCUGGACAUUAUCUGGGUGGCACCACAGAACAGUUCCAAUCGAACUGUGCUCCAGAACGACGGGCUCCUUCGCCUUCAUCACCACCCUCACCUCGUUCUCCAGUGGGCGUGCCAUCUGACUUUGAGAAGUACCAGCAGAUGACGCGUGAAGCCUGUAAAAGCGGAUUCGACAGCGAUGACGACUCCUAUAUCGGGUCGGUCGACGAACUGACACCUGUCAGGCCAGCCAGGAGGAGUAACAUGCUUGUCGACGGCCUCUUUCACCACAGCUCGCCACAAGUUCUAGAAGAAGAAAGUCCUAUACUCCCGAAACAUCAAGACUUGGCUGUGGCCCAUCAGAUCAGGGAAGUGCACUCUCUCACCAUGCAAGCUCUGACCGGCAUCACCUCUUCUUCAAACCCACCACCAACGCCUCCACCAAUACCUACUCGCGACUCACGCUAUCUCGACUGGCGAAACUCUCGGUACCGCUCUGUCUCGGCACCUACAAAGAAAGUCACCAUGGCACCCCCGCCCAUCGAUACCUCACGAAUCUCCACCCAAAAUCCACACGUCAAAACACCCUACCCCUUCCGCGCCGUCCACCGCAAAGAAUUCGGCCGCCAGUUCUCAUCUUCGGAACCAGCCCUACGCAGCCCUCGCGUCCACGACAGCAUCCUUACCCUCAGCAUCCGCCGCAGCAACCCACACAGCAAGCUCCGCCUCUCCACCCUGACCAUCCCUGCCAACAGCGAAUUCAGCGCCGUCAAACACCGUCACCACCAUUCCUCCUCCGACCGCCCCAGACUCCAAGAUUUCGACGAUGCAGAAUUAUUUCGUCAAUUGCGCAGACAUUAUCAGAAAUUGCUCGGUCCAUGGCGACAUUUUUCAGCCAGGAGUCUGACGUUGAUAUGUGUGAGUGGGGAUGCGAGUAAACAGGCAGAUUCAGGUUAUGGCUGGUUACUCACUCCACGCUCUCCACGCACCUUGGCCUACAAAGGUCUGAAUGAUACAUUCAGUGAAGAGAAGCUAUUGAGGUUUUUCAGAAACCCAGCAGCGGCGGGGAAGAGUAGGUAUGCUUGGGUCAGUUGGGCGCAUAGAUUGGCCGAUGCGCCGGCGGUGGUUACUACACCUUUACCUGUCACUGCUUCGGGGCCUUCUUCUGCAAUUGCUGAUGGCAGUGGAGUCACACCGAUUUCUGCCACUUCCGGGACGUCGACGGUCAAUAAUCGCUUUUCAAUGAUUAGGAGGUUGGAGCAGCAUGAAGGGUUGGAAUUCGUGGUGUCGUGGUCGGUGAGGAGGAUUUUGCUUGUGUUGAGUGCGGUGCUCGCGCUUAGUCUUGCUGCUACAUUGCUUUGGGUUUUCUUGGGGAAAGGUUCACAUGGUUCUGAUCACGGUGCUGGGUUCAUGGGUGCUGGGGAUAGAGUUGUUGGUGGAGUGGUCAUGGGGAUUUGUGUGCUGUUGAUUGGGGUUGCGGGUAUUGGCGGGUGGAUCGGGGUUAGUUGGCUGGUGUUGUAGAGAGAAGCUGCUCUCUUUGAUGUCGUUUUGGAUGUUUCUUUUGCGACUGAGCAUCGCAUUUCGCAUUUCCCUUCUUCUUAAUACUGUCUUCAGAAAGCGUUUUAUGGCCGUUUAGAUCGGAUCAAAACAUCAAGCUUUCCUUCACUGUAUGUGUCAUAAUUGUGUUUGCAGGCCUUGUCGAGGUUUCGACGCUCUGAGAUAGAUCAAAUGUGCUAGGUGUCUGUGUCCGAUGUUGGAAGACAAAGUUGUUCACAGGAGGUCUUCCUUCCCAA